UACCAUCUCACUUCACACCCCUCAUCAAGCCCUACUGAGCUGCUCCGUGUAUCUCCUGGUCUCCUUCCCUCAGACCUCAUCUCUCCGUUAGCUAGCAGACCCAGAGGACGUGUAGACCAGCAGGCCAAUGGAGCAGACAGUGGUGCUGAUCACAGGAUGCUCCUCGGGGAUAGGCCUCAGUCUGGCCGUCCGGCUGGCCUCGGAUCCAGCGAAAAUGUACAAAGUCUAUGCCACCAUGAGGAAUCUUGCCAAGAAGGAGCGUCUGCUGGACUGUGUGAAGGGCCUGCACAAGGACACCCUGGACAUCCUCCAGAUGGACAUCACUGACCAGCGGUCCAUUCUGGAUGCCAGGGACAGGGUCAGAGAGAAGAGGGUGAACAUUCUGGUAUGUAAUGCUGGUGUGGGGUUGAUGGGGCCGCUGGAGGCCCAGUCCCUGGCCACCAUGAGGCAGAUCCUGGAGGUCAACCUCCUGGGCACCAUCAGCACCAUCCAGGCCUUCCUACCAGGGAUGAAAGCCCAGGGCCAUGGACGCAUCCUGGUCACUGGCAGCAUCGGUGGGCUACAGGGACUCCCCUUUAAUGAGGUGUACUGUGCCAGUAAGUUUGCAGUAGAGGGCGCCUGUGAGAGUCUGGCCAUUCUCCUGCAGCACUUCAACAUCUAUGUGAGUCUUAUUGAGUGCGGCCCUGUCAACACGGAUUUCUUGGACAAUCUGCAGAGGGCAGAGCCAGGGGACUCUUCGCUGCAGCAGGUCGACGCCCACACACGCAGCCUCUAUGACACGUACCUGCAACACUGUGGGAUGGUGUUCCAGAACGCAGCUCAGGACACAGAGGAUAUUGUGAAGGUAUUUCUGGAUGCCAUCCAGUCAUCGAACCCUGCAUUCAGAUACUACACCAACAAUGCCCUCAUUCCACUCAGCAGCCCUAAGAUCUCAGCACUGGACGGGUCCCAGUACAUCAGAAAUAUGAGCAAGAUCAUCUUCUCAACCAAUGGGAAAGGGGAACAAAAAUAGCCAUCAAACUAUAGAAUAUAAUAACCCUUUACUUUAUACAUACAGUACCAGUCAACAUUUUUAGAACACCUACUCAUUCCAGGGUUUUUCUUUAUUUUGACUAUUUUCUACAUUGUAUAAUU
Messenger RNA from Salmo salar (Atlantic salmon), 1134 nucleotides. RefSeq names its product estradiol 17-beta-dehydrogenase 1. Gene Ontology annotation, molecular function: estradiol 17-beta-dehydrogenase [NAD(P)+] activity. Gene Ontology annotation, cellular component: cytosol; cytoplasm. Lineage: Eukaryota; Metazoa; Chordata; Actinopteri; Salmoniformes; Salmonidae. Gene Ontology annotation, biological process: estrogen biosynthetic process. The record is from RefSeq and is a predicted model, not a curated record.